Molecule: messenger RNA, 2498 nt
Organism: Thamnophis sirtalis
Lineage: Eukaryota; Metazoa; Chordata; Lepidosauria; Squamata; Natricidae
Source: RefSeq, a predicted model, not a curated record
GCUAUGCCCCGCCCACAGAACCAGUAGUAAAAAAAAUUGAAUCCCACCACUGGUUUCCUUGUUUUAUUUAUGGAGCUGUACUGUAUAUCUCCAAUAUAAAUCUCUGCGUGGGAACAAUAUCUGGAGAAAGUUAUCACAAUUGCCAUUUAAAAUAUAUGUACAUGGAAACUUUCAAUUGCAUAAAUUAUUAAAAUAGAUUAUGGAAAAUAAAUACAUAAAGUCUAAGGAUAGGUGAUAGUUGAUGUAAUAAAGCCAUAUGGACAUUCAUUUGGAUGUUUGGAUAUGAACUAUUGAAAUAUAUCACUACAUAACUAUAACAUUAGAAUAUUUAAUUCAGUAAGUGCUACUGAUGUUGUUUUUUGUUUUUUUUUAGGGAGAAUACAUUACACAUUUUGAAACAAUGGCAGUUAAACACAUUCACUGGGAGUUUACGUCCAUUAGUGACUGAAGUAGACCCAGAUGCUCCAGUAAGGCAGAAAAUGCCACUUGAUGAUUUAGAUCGUGAAGAUGAUGCACGAUUGCUCAAGUUCCUUUUUACUCUCAUUCGAGCAGGAAUGACAGAUGAGGCCCAAAGACUCUGCAAAAGGUGUGGCCAGGCCUGGAGAGCUGCAACACUUGAAGGAUGGAAACUGUACCAUGAUCCUAACAUGAGUGGAGGACAAGAGCUAGAGCCAGUAGAAGGAAACCCAUACAGAUGCAUUUGGAAAAUCAGUUGCUGGCGACUUGCAGAAAAGGAGCAGUUUGACAAGUAUGAGAGAGCAAUCUAUGCAGCACUUAGUGGGAAUCUCAAACAGCUUCUUCCAGUAUGUGAUACCUGGGAAGAUGCUGUUUGGGCAUACUUCAGAGUCAUGGUAGACACACUUGUUGAACAGGAAAUUCGUUCAUCUGUGAUGAACACAGAGGAGAAGGAAGAACUCCCCAGAGAAUAUUUGGAAACAAACUGGACAUUAGAAAAAGUAUUUGAAGAACUUCAAGCAACAGACAAAAAGAGAGUUUUGGAAGAGAAUCAAGAGCAUUAUCAUAUGAUUCAAAAGUUUGUUAUCCUAGGAGAUGUGGAUGGUCUUAUGGGUGAAUUUUACAAAUGGCUUUCCAAAGGCAGAAAUACGCUCCCUGGGCAUCUGCUUCGAUUCAUGACUCAUCUCAUUUUAUUUUUCCGUACUUUGGGGCUUCAAACCAAAGAGGAAGUAUCAAUUGAUGUUUUAAAGGCCUACAUUCAGUGGUUAAUACGUGGGAAGCACACUGAUCUCAUAGCAUUUUACAUCAGCCACCUGCCUCAAGAUGUAGCUGUUGCUCAGUAUGCUGCAUUCUUGGAAGAUGUCAUAGACACUGAACAACGGCACCACUGUCUGGAGCUUGCCAAGGAAGCAGGUUUGGACAUUGCAACUAUAACAAAAACAGUGGUUGAAAAUAUUUGCAAAAAAGAUACUAGUGAGUUCUUCCACCAUGAUCUUGCAAUUGAGACAGGCACAACAGAGGAUGAUCGCUUGAAGAUUGAUGUGAUUGACUGGCUAAUAUUUGAUCCUGCUCAGAGAGCUGAAGCACUUAAGCAAAGCAAUGCUAUAAUGAGGAAAUUCUUGGCAUCUAAGAAGCAUGAAGCAGCCACAGAAGUAUUUAUAAAGAUUCCACAAGACUCUAUAGCUGAAAUAUACAAUCAAUGGGAAGAACAAGGAAUGGAGAGUCCACUUCCAGCUGAAGAUGACAAUGCUAUUAGAGAGCAUUUAUGUAUUAGAGCAUACCUGGAAGCCCAUGAAGCUUUUAAUGAGUGGUUUAAACACAUGAAUUCAGUUCCACAGAAGCCAAGCCAGCUUCCACAAGCAAGUUUCACAGAAAAAGUUGCCCAUGAACUUAAAGAGAAGAAAUAUGAGGUAGAUUAUGGCAUCUGGAAAGGUCUUUUAGAUGCUCUUACAGCUGAUGUAAAAGAAAAAAUGUAUAAUGUCUUAUUGUUUAUCGAUGGAGGAUGGAUGGUUGAUGUCAGAGAGGAUGCUGAAGAUGAUCCUGAGCGUUGUCAUCAGAUGAUCAUGCUACGAAAACUCUGCUUGCCAGUGUUGUGCUUCCUCCUUCAUACAGUCUUGUACAGCACUGGACAGUAUCAGGAAGACUUAAGACUUGCUGACUUGAUUGCUUCCGAUAGGCACAAACUCUAUAUGAUAUUUUCCAAAGAGGAACUCCAGAAGCUCUUACAGAAGUUGAGAGAGUCUUCCCUCAUGCUUUUGGAUCAAGGUCUUGAUCCCCUUGGAUAUGAAAUUCAGUCUUAAUUACAUUGUUCUAGGUAAUUCAAAUAAAAUUAGUGAUACAAAUGAAUAUAAGGUUUGGAUCCCAGAUUCUUGGCCUCCAUGAAAUAGAGAAUAUUUGGAUUCAACCUCCAUUGUUUUAUAUGGAAAUAUUUAAAUAUUUUAUUGGCAUUGGCGCACAGCAGUUUGGAUUUUUUUUAUAUGUAAAAUAAAGAAUUGCAUGGAUAAUACUUUGUAUUUUUCUCAAUAAAAUUGUAAACAAUUUAA